AUGGACGAAACGGAUAUCAUGGACUUAACGCAUCAGAAGGCGAGGAAGCGCGCGCGUCCAAUCAGUUCCGCGGAUGAGGUAGCGCACGCCACGCUCAAGCGGCUCCCGGUGAGAGCGGCCGAAAGCAGGGACAUGUACCCGGGCAUUAGGGGAGAGCCGAUGCCCGCCGCCUCACUCAAGCAGAAUGACCACUCGCACAACUCCUCGCCCAACACAGUGAUGCCUGUGCAGGAUAAUCGCUCCAGUAUGUCACGGCCCAUGAUCACGCGGUCACCAGUGUCCCCUCUGAGUAACCAGGGCAUCCCCACCCCGGCACAGCUCACCAAAUCCAAUGCCCCGGUGCACAUCGAUGUGGGCGGGCACAUGUACACCAGCAGCCUGGCCACCUUGACCAAGUUCCCCGAAUCCAGAAUCGGCCGCCUCUUUGAUGGCACAGAGCCCAUAGUUCUGGACAGCCUGAAGCAGCACUACUUCAUUGACAGGGAUGGACACAUGUUCCGCUACAUCCUCAACUUCCUCAGGACGUCCAAGCUGCUCAUCCCCGAUGACUUCAAAGACUACAGCCUUCUUUUCGAGGAGGCCCGGUACUUCCAGCUUCACCCCUUGCUGUCGGAGCUGGAGCGCUGGCGUCAGGACCAGGAGCUGAGCCGGGUUUCGCGUCCGUGCGAGUGCGUGGUGGUGCGCGUGGCCCCAGACCUGGGCGAGCGCAUCACCCUGAGCGGAGACAAGGCCCUCAUCGAGGACGUGUUCCCCGAGAUCGGAGACGUCAUGUGCAACUCCGUCAACGCCGGCUGGAACCACGACUCCACGCACGUUAUCCGCUUCCCCCUCAACGGCUACUGCCACCUCAACUCUGUCCAGGUGCUGGAGCGCCUUCAGCAGCGUGGCUUUGAGAUCGCAGGUUCUUGUGGCGGCGGCGUGGACUCCUCCCAGUUCAGCGAGUACGUGCUGAGGAGGGAACUGCGGAGGACGAGUCAUCGAGGAGUGCUCAAUUCAAACAGGAUAAAGCAGGAGCAGCUGGACUAG
Molecule: messenger RNA, 1026 nt
Organism: Knipowitschia caucasica
Lineage: Eukaryota; Metazoa; Chordata; Actinopteri; Gobiiformes; Gobiidae
Source: the annotation of a GenBank genome assembly